Messenger RNA from Dracunculus medinensis (Guinea worm), 843 nucleotides. The record is from the annotation of a GenBank genome assembly. NCBI's taxonomy places the organism in Eukaryota, Metazoa, Nematoda, Chromadorea, Rhabditida, Dracunculidae.
AUGUACUCAUUGACAGACCAGAAAUGUGGACCAAAUAUGGUCUUUAAGAACUUAACUGGACCUUUAAUUAUGAAAGCUGGUAUGUCAUCAUAUAAGAUUUGUAUUCAACAGUGCACUUGCGACAGUAAUGAAUACAUGAAAAUGGGUGGACAGUGCAUUAAAAAAAGUAGUGUUCCGAUGCGAAACGAAACUGAGUUUGGUGGUGAAAUAUUUCCAAAACACUGCGCGGGAAGAGUGUGUACACUUGAUGAAGAAAUUUUCUAUGUUCCAUGUUCAUUGACUGGUGAAAUUUGUGGAAGCAAUAUGAUAUUUAAUAAUAUCGGCAAAUUACUCAAAAAGAAUGGUACUGAAGUUUGCGUCCAAAAAUGUACUUGUAUGAGUGAAGAAUAUGUCAAAGCAAAUGGUCAAUGCAUCCUUUCUACGAAAGGAAAUGGAACUGCCUCACCAGCUUUAACCCAACGAUCUGCCACCGAGCAUCCACAACUUCCCGUUCAACGAACUAUCCAAAAGCAUCCCACAAACUGCGUAGGACGAUCCUGCGAGCGGAUUCGCGACCCACUUUGCACUCUAACAAGUCGAAAAUGUGGCGAUGAUAUGGUCUACAGAGCGAUUGAACGAUUGACUUACAUUGGUGACUAUCGUGAAGUAUGCAUUCAACAAUGCAAAUGUGCCAAUGAAGAAUAUAUAGAAAAAGAUGGACGAUGCAUUAAGCCAAAAAAGGAAAACCAAAUGGAGGCUGCAAGAAAGGCUACAACGAGAGAUCGGCACUGGUAUGCGAAAUACAGAAAAAAUAUGUCAUCUUACCUCGUUCAUCUUUCCUCUGAUAAAAAAAUUAAGGAUUGA